AUGAGCUACCAGAGGCCGGCUUACGAGGUCCGACAGGGCGAUCACAGCUCUUACCAGAUGGAAGAGCGGCAUCCAGCAUACUCUGAGGCUCACUCUCGUCCUAGCGAUGCGACAGCGCUCAAGGGGGAUUACAGCGACCCCGUCAGUCCUGAUCGAGCCGUCACCACUCCUUCUCCUCCGCCGACUGCCGCUCCUCUCAACCCUGCACCGGCGUCUGCUGCACCCGCUGGUCCAACCUUUCCGGAUGGAGGCUUGGACGCUUGGUUGACCGUCUUGGGUGGCUUCCUCACCUUCUUUGCUGGUCUCGGUUUCAUCUCCUCCUACGCUGUAUUCCAAGCAUACUACGCGCAGAAUCAGCUGCAAGGACGAAGUGAGGCUGCCAUUGCUUGGAUCGGUUCCAUCCAGCUGUGGGGCAACUUUGGUUUCGGCUUGCCCGCCGGUAUCCUCCUUGACCGCUACGGCCCAAAGGUGAGUGCGCGCGCGGCAACAGCCAGCAGGUGCGCCCAUGAAAUGCCGCUGACGUUUCGUCUGCUCGCUUGUUCCAGGUCCCCAUGCUCCUCGGCACUGCGCUCAUCGUGCUCGGCACCAUGACCACUUCGGCUUGCCAGGAUCAGCAGUACUAUCAAUUCUUCCUCUCGCAGGGCUUGUGCUCCGCCUUUGGCUAUGGCUUGGUGUUCAAUCCUGCACUCAGUGUGCCCAAUCAGUGGUUCCUGAAAAAGAGAGGUCUCGUCGGCGGCCUGGUGGUGGGCGGAACUUCAUUCGGUGGUGCACUCUGGCCAGUGAUGCUGAACCGCAUGCUUAAUUUUGAUGGCGUCAGCUUCGGCUGGACGCUGCGAGCCUGCGCCUUCAUCCAGCUCGCCUUGCUUCUCACCGCCACCAUGCUCAUCAAGACUCGCUUCCCGCGCAAGAUGAUCAACGGUCCGCCUCCCCUCAAGGAAAUGUUCACCAGUCUGCGCUUCAACACCUUCACCUUUGCUGAGCUGGUCGGCUUCUUUGGUCUUUAUUCGCCCUACAUCUUCAUCUCCGCCUACGGUGUUCACCGAGGAGCCUCGCUUUCCACCUCAUUCUACCUCUCCUCGGUUCUCAACGCUACCUCGUUCUUUGGUCGUCUGCUCGUCGGUCUCGGCUCUGACAAGCUCGGCACUUUCAACACCAUCACCAUCAGCACGGCCAUCACUGCUCUCAUCGCGUGGACCUGGCCCGCAGCAACCAACAACGCUGGCAACUUUGUCUGGGGCGCAUUCUACGGCUUUUGGGCUGGCGCAGUCGUCAGUCUUUUGGCGCCGUGCGUUGCGCGCAUCGCUUCCAGCCCACGUGUCAUUGGCCAGUACGUCGGCGUCAAUACCACCAUUGCCGCGCUCGGCGUGCUUGCUGCAGAACCGGUCGCUGGGCGUCUCAUCAGCAACAACAGGGGUGACUUUGAUGCCGCGCAAUUCUUCAUCGCCGCCAUGAUCACCGCCUGCGCCAUCCUCUUUGCCUGCGCACGUCUCACCAUGUCGCGCGACCUGAAAGUGUAG
Ceraceosorus bombacis is the source of this 1517-nucleotide messenger RNA. The record is from the annotation of a GenBank genome assembly. NCBI's taxonomy places the organism in Eukaryota, Fungi, Basidiomycota, Exobasidiomycetes, Ceraceosorales, Ceraceosoraceae.